AUGCUUCCCUCUACCACAGACGACCUACUGUUCUCUUGCUUAUCUCCCGCAAAUCUUUUCCGGUAUGCCGCGACAUGCAAAACUGCGCGCAGUCGGGUUUCCUCAUACUGUCAACGGGCUUUCAAGAUCGAAAAUCAAUUGAAACACUUCUUUACAGAAGAGGAAAUACGUUAUUUUCGCUACUGGCAAUCGCGAACGGGGAUGCUGAUCUCUGGAUCAACUGCACUCCAGUUCUUGGAUAGAUCCUUCUACCCUGAUUCAGACUUGGAUAUAUACGUUGAGCACCUAUACGCAGAUCGAAUGGCGUACUGGCUGUUUAGUAUUGGUUACGAGUUUGUACCACGGAAGCAACAAGACACGGAUUUUCGCCUUGCCUAUCAAGAAAUUCACUCCGGUACUCCCCAGCAUUUCCACGCGUUUUUUCCAGCAGAGACCAUAGGAUACUUCGGGAAAGGAGUUGGCGAAGUUUAUGAUUUCCACAAGUCAGAUCCAGAUAGAAAAAUUCAGUUGAUUACUUCCUACCACUCUCCUCUGGAGGUCAUUCUCAACUUUCAUUCUACUUGCGUGAUGAAUUUAAUCACCCACGAAAAAGCUUAUUCAUUAUACCCCCGGUCUACAUUUGAGGAGAGAAGAUCCUUACAUUCAAGUGAUGGAUCGUGGCGGGCGGACUCUCAGAUGGUGGCCAAAAAUAAGUAUGCAGGGAGGGGUUGGCUUAUUGUGGAUAGGCUCACACAGGCCGAGAUCGACGACAGAACGUCAGCAUUUGCGUAUGGUAGACGCGUCAUUGGGGAUCAGUAUUGUUGGACGGUGGACCUCCUUCCAAAACUCGCAGAUUUGCCUCAAGGCUUUGUAGAGUCGAAUUCUUGGGGGUUAUAUUUUACUCAAGAUCGCCAAGCAGAAAUGAACUUUUCGUUGCUCAAGAUGCCAGAACUUCGCUUCAGUUACACUGUUGCAGAUGAGAUCAUUAAAGGUUAUAUUUCUCCCGCUCUGCAGGAAGGCGUGGCCCCACCGCGCGAUGACUUGGACGUGGAUUUGAGAAUGCUUAUCAAAUGGUGGAGGGAAGAUCAAGCAAAUAAAAGGCGCCAGCUGCUAUGA
Molecule: messenger RNA, 1095 nt
Organism: Laccaria bicolor S238N-H82
Lineage: Eukaryota; Fungi; Basidiomycota; Agaricomycetes; Agaricales; Hydnangiaceae
Exons: 4
Coding region: 1-1095 (364 amino acids)
Source: RefSeq, a predicted model, not a curated record